Molecule: messenger RNA, 1588 nt
Organism: Dicentrarchus labrax (European seabass)
Lineage: Eukaryota; Metazoa; Chordata; Actinopteri; Moronidae
Product: tRNA selenocysteine 1-associated protein 1
Exons: 9
Coding region: 145-1089 (314 amino acids)
Biological process (GO): selenocysteine incorporation
Cellular component (GO): nucleus
Molecular function (GO): tRNA binding
Source: RefSeq, a predicted model, not a curated record
GAUGACGUCAGGAGGUAUUGCUGGUGUACUUUCCUCCUGUAACGUUACUAAGUUAGCUAGCGUGUGCAUCUUUGAAGGUUCAGCUUAAUUCACUGACAACUUGUUUCUGUAAAUUCACUUCAUAUUCACAUCUUCGGCAGCACCAUGAGCACGCUGUGGAUGGGGAACCUAGAGACCUAUAUGGAUGAGAAGUUCAUCACCAGAGCCUUUUCCACCAUGGGUGAGCAGGUGAUCAACGUGCGGAUCAUACGCAACAAGAUGACAGGUGUGUCGUCACCCAGGGGUGCUCUGGGUUACUGUUUUGUGGAGAUGACGGACGAGGCCACAGCUGAGAGAUGUCUCCGCAAAAUCAACGGAAAAGCUUUACCUGGAGCCAAUCCGCCCACAAGAUUCAAGUUAAACCGAGCCACCUUUGGGAAGCAAGACAGUGGUCAGAUGUAUUCUCUGUUUGUGGGAGAUCUGACACCAGAGGUCGAUGAUGGAAUGCUUUAUGAGUUCUUUUACAACCGAUACCCUUCCUGUCGUGGUGGAAAAGUGGUGCUGGACAGCAUGGGCAACUCCAAGGGUUGUGGCUUUGUUCAGUUCCCAGAUGAGCGGCUGCAGAAGCGGGCUUUAGAGGAGUGUCAGGGUGCUGUGGGACUGGGUGGUAAGCCUCUGAGACUGAGCCUUGCUGCUAACAAUUUAAGGAACAGGCAGCAGCAGCAGCAGUCAGAGCACAGAUCAUGGCAGUCCAGCUCAGGAUACAGAAACAACUAUGACCAGUAUAACCAGUACCAGCAGCAACAGGCCUAUUCUGGGUAUUACUCAUCCUGGGGCUACGACCAGACUGGAGGCGGUUAUGGCUACAACUACCCGCAGUAUGAGUACUCACAGUAUCCACCACCACAAGAAAGCGAAAGUGAAGCUGUUGAGGAUGAUGGACUUGAAGAUCCUAGUCUGGAGCUGGAUGUAAUAGAGGCCAACAGGAAGUUCAUGGAGAUCAGUGAGGAACUGUAUGAUGCUCUGAUCGAGUGUCACUGGCAGCCAGCAGAGUUAUCUACAGAACAGGACUGUAUGACAUCCAGCCUACCAGAGCCCAUUUACUGCUGAAACAGAACACAUUGUCUUUAUGUUGACAGUAUGGAUUAUUUUUGUAAGAACAUAAAAGGACAUGAGUGAUAGUAAUGGAUCUUAUUCAAGUGUAUAAACCUGUUUAAAUUUACUGUAAGUACACACAAGUCUGACUUUGACACUUUAAUCUCACUAUACAACAAAUGAUUUGGCCUCAUACAGGUUUGUGUCCGUGUUAAACAGAUAAACUGACAACCCAGUAAAGCCACACCUUUUUAGUGUAUAAAGAUAUUUAAAGUAUCUGAAAAAUGGUUGUGAAAUGUUUGGGACUAACCGUUGACUGUGUGUGUGUGUGUGCGUGUGCGCAGGUGUGUGUGCGUGUGCGCAGGUGUGUGUGCGCGUGCGCAGGUGUGUACAGAGCUUCCAGGUCUGUGACGUGAAGCUGAAGGUGUCUUAAACAUGCAUUCGAUCUUAUUACCAGCAGGGGACAGUGCCGAUGCCUGUAAUAAAAGAUCCAUGCAGUCUUAUGGAAAAACGA